GCAUGGCGUAUGGGCAUGCGGUGGCCCUCGUCUUUCAGGUGGCAACACAGAUGACUUGCAAAGCCUAUGUCGCAAGAAUGGACUUUCCCCAGCACACGGCGACCAUCUGCGAGAAUGUCAACAAGCUCAUGAAGGUCAUGCAGAUGUGGUCCAGUCUCAACCGGCAGAGCAAUGCAAGUUGGAGCAAACCCUUGCAGAACGCAAUGGACACCAGCCUGCCUGA
Messenger RNA from Symbiodinium pilosum, 223 nucleotides. NCBI's taxonomy places the organism in Eukaryota, Dinophyceae, Suessiales, Symbiodiniaceae. The record is from the annotation of a GenBank genome assembly.